GCGUGAUCAUGUCCCAAGAAAGGUAUGGUACUGUCAGGGACCCGCAGGAGUCGCCGGCAGCGGGAGGAAGAGGACACGUUCUACCUUUGUUGAGCACGACCUGGUGAGGGAUUUGAUUUCCAUGAAAUUGCGACAGGGUGGGCGCCACGGCGCGUCAGAAUUUCCGUCCAAACAUCCAAAAGACCGCGGGGAUGCAACAGGAAACGACAGCAGGGAGAAAGCGCCGUUGCGUCAAGGGGCUAGACUCACCCCAGCGCAGCAUGUUGGCGACGACAGCAGUGGAGAAAGGGAUCUGAACCAUGCACUUGGUGGGCGGGACGACCGGGAGACGAGGGCGGGCACCGCCGGGGGCGGACCUUCUUUGCGGCGAGCGAUCUUAGCGAAACACCCGUGGGCAAAUGCGUGUGCUCUUCCGCGGCUUUUUGAUGUUGCUGUCGACGGUGGUGAUACUUCUCGCCGUGGCGGCGAUCGCGCCUCCUCCGAAUAUGGCAAAUUUUGGUGAGGUAUCGACAUCCCCCGCGGAGUAUGAUUUUAUCGUCGUCGGAGGCGGACCAGCUGGCUCGGUAUUAGCUAGAAGGCUUUCCGACGAACCGAAGAAUCGUGUUCUCUUGCUGGAGGCCGGGAUGCCGAGUCAGUACGAAAUCGGGGGGCAGGACUUCUUGUCGAAUCCGCUGACGCCGUUCGAUAUUCCGCUCAUGUGGUCGAGCGUCUCGCACAUGAAGGAUUUUCACUGGGAAGUAAUGGACCACACCAAGGAGGAGCACCAGAACGCCCUCGUCGCGAAAGCUCUUGGUGGCUGCGGCAUCCACAACGCCAUGCUCUACGUCCGUGGGCUGGAGUCCGACUUCGCCAAGUGGGACGUGGAAGGGUUCGACUACGCCUCCGCGGUGGAAACCUGGAAAAUGAACGAGAACUACACGGGGCCGGAACCCCUUCCCGAGUGGCACGGACGAGGCGGGCUGAUCGCGACGUCACCCCCGGACUUUAUAGAUGAGGUGGCCCCCUUUUUUGUGGACAGCUGCGAAGGGGCGGGUAUCAAAUUGACCGAGGAUUUCAACAAGCCUGGAGGACGGGAAGGAGCGGGAUAUUACCAUUUUGCUGUCCGAGAUGGAGUGCGAGAUAGCGCAGCGAGGGCAAUGCUAGGCGACAUCGUGAUGGGCAGGGACGUUCGCACGAACCUUGACAUUGUGACGGGAGCUCACGUCAGCAAGGUGUUGAUCGAGGAUGCUCAACCGGUGCCGACAGAGUCCGAGGAUGAUGAUGACACCGUGGCGUCACGUUUAGAAGGAAAAGGUGGCCGCACAGUACCAGCGGCGACGGGGGUCGAGUUCGUGCUUGAUGGAAAGGUCGAACAGGUCAAUAUUGCCGCUCCCGGGUCGCACGGGCGCGCGGGAUCGGCUGUUGUCGUUACCGCCGGGGCGCUGCUUACACCCAAGCUGCUGAUGACAUCCGGAAUCGGGGACAAGGCUGAGUUAGAGGGACAUGGCCUUGGUUGCAUCGCUAAUGUCCCAGAGCUUGGCAAGAAUCUGCAGGAUCACGCAAGCGUUGGUGUGAUGUACAUGCUGGGACCCGAUAUUUUGAAGCUAAUGCCUUCGGCCUACACGGUCGCCCAAGAACUGGAGAGAUACAAAAUGGGGGUACUCAAGGCGUUCGACCUUGGCUUCCCCCCCGGUGUGACGAUCGGAGGAGUUGAUUCUGAUGACCUCACGAACGGGGAGCAGAACGCCCCGUCUAUCUUCAGCUCUGCAGGACUCAGUGCGGGAGCGUUCCUCAAGUCCCCCUACGAGUCGCAUCCAGCGGGAUCGAACGAUUCUGCUCCAGACAUUCAGCUGACAGUAUUCCCAAGGGUGACGGAGCCCCACAUUCUCGCCCUCGCGAACAUAAGACCAUCAGCGCAGGCCCCGCCCAUGAUGCUCGUGACGGUCUCCGUGUUGGACCCCGAGGGUCGAUGCGUCGUUCGAUUAAACGAGGAUGACCCGCACCGGGGCAACCCACACAUCGAACGUGACCAGCGGGAGGGGGAGCCCGACCCACUGAGCGAGCUAGACGCGAAGAAGCUGGCGUGGGGGGUGGGGCAAGUACGCAGAAUAGCGCAGACUUCUCCUCUCCUGGAGGAACUCCGGGGAGAGGUUUAUCCUGGCCCCGGGGUGAGCGGUGCCGCCGAUGACACCGCCGGCGAAGACGUCGAUCUGGUGGGCUGGGUCAAGCAGCACGUGUACAGCAACAGCCACUGGUGCGGGACGGCCCGUAUGGGCAAGGCGUCCGAUCCGAAGAGCGUGGUGAACGAGAGGAUGAAGGUAAUCGGUGUCGAUAAUCUUUUCGUCGGCGAUGCUUCUGUGCUACCCUACAUCCCCAACGGGAACGUGCACUCCACGGUGGUCCUCGUGGCCACGAAGCUGGCUAGUUACCUGGUAGCCGAUGCUGCCACUGUCCGCAAGGGCAAAAUAGGAGAUCACCGUGAGUAGGCCGAGUGGCAUUGUGACCCUUGCUUGGAGUCCUGAGUGCUUUAAUGAUUGGAUCGGCGGUGGUCCUGUGAGAGGCUGGGCAGUGGUGUCCAAGCUCCAAGUUUUGGAAUCUGCGUUUGCAUUUUGCGUGGUGCGUGAAGUUGGUCAUGGUGGUGGGGUGAAAUUGUUUGUUUUUGUAUCUUGUUUUCAUUGCCCAGUUUUGCGUAGUUCGCCUGUGACUACGGAAGGCGUGUGCAUCAGUUGGGCCAGUUUUACCGAUGUUAGAAGGUCCUGACCAGAGAUCGAAAUGACGACGACAAUAUCAGCGUAGAUGUUACAAUUUUGCACCGAUGUUCGCAUGUGCUUGUCAAGUAGUCGUUGAUGAAGGAAAAAACUUCCAAUUCAUUGGCUAGGAAAACAGUGGGGGGUCCGCGAGCGUUCCUGUGUUUUACAAUUUGGUGGUGUUGGGGUUGCCUGUGUUUAUUGUCGUGGAGUGCUGUUCCUUUUCGUCCGUGUAGAGCUUAUCCCCCCUAUGGGAACACGAAUAUGUGUUUUUUAGUGUUGAGAAUCUGUUUCCUCCCUUCCCUGUGUAGCUCGUCUCCUUUCUCACGUGGCCGACUGUAAAUGUCUUCCGCUAGCACCAAUACAUUUAGUCUUUAGUAUUUCUGCAACGCCAGAGCUCUGCAAGGGCAAAGCCUCUCCGCGCCUGUAGAAUAUCGUGCGUUCAACUUUGGAGCACGUGUGUCAUGCAUAGCAAAGCAACUUGUGGUUUUCUAACGACUCCUGCAGUCCUUCGCCCUUGUGGCUCAGCAUCACGCACACACGUGCUAUUUCUCUCCUGUGCGCAGAUGCUGUCAUGGUCUCAACGUUGACCUUUUCUGC
Molecule: messenger RNA, 3326 nt
Organism: Ectocarpus sp. CCAP 1310/34
Lineage: Eukaryota; Phaeophyceae; Ectocarpales; Ectocarpaceae
Source: the annotation of a GenBank genome assembly